Mesoplodon densirostris (Blainville's beaked whale) is the source of this 1128-nucleotide messenger RNA. RefSeq names its product MARVEL domain containing 3 (gene MARVELD3). The transcript has 3 exons. Bases 1 to 1128 code for a protein of 375 amino acids. Gene Ontology annotation, cellular component: membrane. NCBI's taxonomy places the organism in Eukaryota, Metazoa, Chordata, Mammalia, Artiodactyla, Ziphiidae. The record is from RefSeq and is a predicted model, not a curated record.
AUGGAACAACCUACGUCGGGGAAUCGCGAGUCCCGGGCCCGGCCGAGAGAGCGGGACCCAGACCGGCACCCCCGCUCGGACCGAGACCACCACCCCGAGAGACAGCGGGACAGAGCCGGGGACCGGCGCAGGGAGAGAAACGGGGGCGGACGGAGGGACGGGGACCGGGACAGGGGGAGGGACCGGGAACCCCGCCAGGACAGACACAGGGCCGGGGACCAUCGUGGCGGUGAACAAAGAGUUUGGGAACAAUCCCGCCAGAGUCGGUCGCGGGACGGACCCCGGCAGCCGACCUGGGACGCGGCCCCGCCCCCCUGGCCCGCGCCUUCGAAAACCCCGGAGCCACCGCCCCUGCGGAAGGAGGGCCUGGGACGCCGAGGACCAGAAAGUGAGCCCACUUCAGGGAGAUAUCCGCUUUCGACCCCCAGGCCUGGACUUGAGGAAGUGGAAUAUUACCAGUCAGAGGCUGAAGGGCUCCUGGAAUGCCACAAGUGCAGAUACCUGUGCACCGGGAGAGCCUGCUGCCAAAUGCUGGAGGUUCUCCUGAACUUGCUGAUCCUGGCCUGCAGCUCUGUGUCUUACAGUUCCACAGGGGGCUACACGGGCAUCACCAGCCUGGGGGGCAUUUACUACUACCAGUACGGAGGGGCUUACAGUGGUUUCGAUGGUGCUGACGGGGAGAAAGCGCAGCAGCUGGACGUCCAGUUCUACCAGCUAAAGCUGCCCAUGGUCACCGUGGCUAUGGCCUGCAGCGGAGCCCUCAUGGCCUUCUGCUGCCUCCUCAUCGCCGUGGGCGUCCUGCGGGUCCCGUGGCAUUGCCCCCUAUGGCUGGUGAUCGAAGGCUUGUUGGACGUGCUCAUUGCCGGGGCUUACAUCCCAGCCUUGUACUUCUACUUCCACUACCUCUCAGCUGCCUACGCCUCUCCCGUGUGUAAGGAGAGGGAGGCGCUGUAUCAGAGGAAAGGAUACAGUGGCUUCAGCUGCAGUUUCCACGGGGGAGACAUAGGUGCUGGAAUCUUUGCUGCCCUGGGCAUUGGGGUCUUUGCCCUGGGGGCCGUGCUGGCCAUCAGGGGUUACCGAAAGGUUAGGAAGCUGAAAGAGAAGCCUGCGGAAAUGCUGGAGUUUUAG